This is a messenger RNA of Esox lucius (northern pike), 4734 nucleotides long. RefSeq names its product ankyrin repeat domain 13A (gene ankrd13a). The record is from RefSeq and is a predicted model, not a curated record. The transcript has 15 exons. The coding region runs from base 219 to 2060 and encodes 613 amino acids. Gene Ontology annotation, molecular function: protein binding. NCBI's taxonomy places the organism in Eukaryota, Metazoa, Chordata, Actinopteri, Esociformes, Esocidae. Gene Ontology annotation, cellular component: cytoplasm.
UUUAUAACACCCCUACAACAAUAGAUUUAACUUGAUGACUUCCUUGUUUUUCGAAAAAGUUUUAUUUGGCAGAAGUUGGGUAGUAGAAUUUCACUUGUCGGUGAAUAUGAUAUAAGGAACAUAGCAACAUUUACAUUUUUUCACUUUUAAAGUUUAUUUUAGGUUCUCCAUGGCAGUAAAUAUAAGCUAGCUAUUGAGUUCUUCGAAGUAGGGGUAAAAUGUUACCCGAGGCCAACGAAGAUUUCAGGUUAAAGUUUCCUCUACAUUCCUUAGUCUGGGAAAAUGAUUACAGGAAAUUGGAAAACGAGUCAGCAAAGCAUGACGUUGAGGCCGUGGAUCCCAGGGGACGGACACCGCUCCACCUGGCUGUGUCCCUGGGGCACCUUGAGUCAGUGAGAGUGCUUCUGAGACAUGGUGCUGAAGUUACCAAAGAGAAUGCCAAAAACUGGACAGUGUUGCAGGAGGCAGUCAGUACUGGCGACCCAGAGAUGGUGCAGAUGGUGCUCCAGAGGAGAGACUACCACAAAGCCUCCACAGCCCUGGGAGGAGUGCCUGAACUUCUAAGCAAGAUCCGCGAGUCCCCGGAUUUCUACAUGGAAAUGAAAUGGGAAUUUACCAGUUGGAUCCCCCUUGUGUCCCGAGUUUGUCCUAGUGAUGUUUGCCGGAUCUGGAAGAGCGGAGCCAGUCUUCGUGUGGAUGCCACUCUGCUAGGCUUUGAGAACAUGACCUGGGUCAGAGGUCGUCGGAGCUACAUCUUCAGAGGAGAUGAUACCUGCACUGAGUUGAUGGAGGUGAACCAUGACGAAGAGGUGGUAGAUACAGAACGUUUUGACAUCUCCCGGGAGAUGGAAGAUGUAACACUAGACUCCAUGCAACCUGCUGAACAGGAAGUGGCCAAGCGACUGACCACGCCCAUCGUCAACACUUUUCUGGAUACAAGGCACAUUGCUUUUGAGAGAAAUAAGUCUGGUAUUUGGGGUUGGAGGACAGACAAAACUGAGAUUGUUAAUGGUUUUGAGGCUAAGGUUUUCACUGUGAACAAUGUUAACGUGGUGAUCCGGACGAGGACAGAGCAUCUCACAGAUGAGGAGAAGGCUAGAAUAAAAAGUGAGAGGAAUGUUCUGGAGUCUCUCCUGGGAACUGUGGAGCAGCACAUAAGUGCUCAAGGGGACCUCACUUUGGAGUUUGCGACAGCCACCAACCCCACCGCUAUUACACCAGAGGAGUACUUUGACCCUGAGUUUGAACUUGAAGACAGAGACAUUGGCCGGCCCAUUGAACUCACAGUCCGAACCCAGAAGUUCAAGGGCACAUUGUGGAUGAGUGAGGAGCACCCCCUCUCACUGGUGGAGCAGGUCACCCCUAUUAUCGAUCUCAUGGCUCGUACCAGCACCCACUUCGCCCGGCUACGGGAUUUUGUCACCCUCAAGUUCCCGCCAGGGUUCCCUGUAAAAAUAGAGAUUCCCCUGUUCCAUGUGCUCAACGCCCGCAUUUCAUUUGGCGGUGUGAACAAGUGCCGAACGGCCCAACCCCUGGACACGCCGCCCUCGGGUGCUACACCCACGCCCUCCGAGGAGGAGGAGGCGGAGGAGGUGGAGGAGGUGGAGGGCGGGAAAGCUUCGGUCCCCCCUCUCUUCCAAGUGUGCCCCUCUGUGUUUGAGGUUCCCCCACAUUACCGCCGGAGAGGAGGAGUAGGAGGAGGCGGCAGCCGCAACACACCUGUGUCCAACCACGACGAAGAGCUACUUCAGUACGCCAUCCACCAGAGUCUGCUGGAGUCCGGGGGUGGAGCCCUGGGACAGGAAGCGACCUCGGAGGAGCAUAUGGACUCCGUGCUCAGUAUUAACAGUGACAGAAGCAUCCCAGAGGGGGCGCUGGUGGACUUGGGAGAAACUACGUCCAGUCUAGCCAGCUCGAGUACCUCAGCCUCCAGCCCCGACACAGAACUCCGGUUGGCCAUUGAGCUUUCGGCACGUGCACAGGCUGAGGAGGAGAAGAGGAGGAAGGAGGAAGAGGAAGAGCUUGAUAGGAUAUUGCAGCUUUCGCUAACAGAAAAGUAAACGGAGGAAAAUCUAGGCAUAAAGGGAUUAUUAAGGCGACGCCUUGCCAUAACUGCAUUAACUAUUAAUUGACCCAGAAGCUGCCCCCAUUUCCCACCAAUCCAACCUCCAUACACCCCCUUUCACUACAACCUGCCUUGACACCAGGAAAACGUGUAACGUCAAUAACACAACAGUCUGUAUUUAAUACUUAUUUUUUUUAACAUAUAAAUACAUUGCUAUAUUUGUAUUUUUAUAUUACACUUUGGCUGUGUUUCAUGAUGUCAAAUUCAUGCUUGUCCCUCCUUUAAUGUCAUAAUACAUAAUUAUAUCCACAACCCUCAUCGCAUCAAAUUCCAACAAAUUCAGGAGAGUUGAAGAUAGGGACAUGGCUUGCUCUUAUGUGUCUUCUCCAAGAAAUUCUGUUUUCCAUACAACACGUCUAAUUAGAGGGUCAGUCAGGUCAACGCUCAUGAGGACACACUAGCUCGACUGACAGCUUCAGUUAGCAUUGGUGUCAUCUGAUCCGCCCUAAAGGAAAUUGCGAGAACGCAAUGAGUAAAACAAAUCCCUGCUGAUAUUGCAACACCACACCCGGGUCAAUGUUUGGCCAAUAUGCUUCACCCCAUGGAUCUCCCAGCCACGUCAGUCAACGGUACAGACAAGGCUCUAACCUGGACUGUAUUGGACUUAAUGCAUUUUAAGGUUGAGCCAUAGCCACUCCUUUCUCCCAGAGUGACCAAUGUAUAUUCUUUUUUUAGAUUGUUUGGGGAAGGUUUAAUUUCACUGCAGGGUCCUAUGGACCUGUGAUCAAAUAUAUUAGCGGUUGCCAAGAGCAGGUUAAACCUAUAUCUUGUAGCUUCUUACGUUGUGGCUCUGGAAGGUUCGUUAGGGCACCAAACAAAAACAAGCUGAAUGCACGACUGAUAUUGUCCAGGACUUCUUGGACCUGUCCAAUAAGAAAUGCAAAUGUUUCAGUUUGUUGCAAAAGAUUUUUAAACAUUUUCCAUCUUGUUCCCUAUUAUGACCCAGAAAUUGACACUACAGUGUUCAAAGACGUUCGGUUGAGGUUCACAGACAGACCGAAAAACGUUUAAUAAUGUCUCAGGGUUUGUGUUUUCCAGUCUUUUAGGAUUUUAUUUAAAAUCUAGUCAUAGUAGUAUAUUUGUUUAUUAUAGACAAUUGUUUUCUCUUCCGGUCAUCAAUCUAGAUUUUUCUUUGAACAGGACGGCAUGAAACAAUAUGACUUGCUGGUGCCGCUGUGUUUCUUUUUGGUCUGACCCUGCAUAACUUGGGUCCUUUUAAUGGAAACUUGUCAUUCCUGGGAAAAAGAUAGAGGUAAAUGAAUCUUGUGUUGCAAGAACUCCACUUGUGGAUUUGUCAUCAAUGACACAGUGGAACCUGGUAAUGAAAGUCAACUGCACUAUACAGUAGAUCAUUCAAACAUGUACAAGACCAGGUUUUUUCAAAGGGCAUCACCAAUAGUCACUUAGCACCAUCAAGCAUUAACACGUCUACAAAAGCCUGUGGAUUAUGAAAGAACACAUGGUUCAGAAACAACAAACCAGGAUGGCAUUAUGUAUCAUUAUGAGCUAUCCAUUGGUGAGGAAAUCUUUUAUUCUUUUAAUGUCAAAGAAUAUAACCAUCAGACCUCAAAACAACUGUCUUAAAGACACCUGCUAGGGCUUUUUUUUUAUGUGUAUGUUGAAUCUACAGACAAACCUGUGGACUGGGAUCUAAGAUUUAAUAUGGAUCUAAGAUUUAAUAUGGUUGCCAGCUCAGUGUAGCAUCAUCAUUUUGUACUGAAGGGAGACUUUCCUAGCCUGUUUAGCUAACAUUCAUCAUCCAUUGUCUGUGCUCUUGUGCAGAUCUGAGAGGAAUUUGUUAAGGUUUAAGCAAUAGGCAACUUUGGUCUGGAAUGGUCAUCAGGAGAGAUAAGCCAAGGAAUAACACAGCAAUUUGCUACUUUAACAAGGAGAUUUCAGUUGGAGAAAUGUAAUUUAUGAUUUCCGAAACUAGAAUUUUUGACAAAGCGGGCAGUUAAUUGCACCCACAUGGUGUCCCAGGUCUGAAUAUGUUCUUGGUUAGAAGAAAAACACAAAAACCAGAAUGGUUUCUCCCCACCCGCACUGAAGUUGCCUACUACUAGAGUUAAGGAACUAAACACUUGGAAAAUAGAGUAUGUCUACCUUUUCCUCUCAUUGGCCAUUUUUAUAAUGUUGGUCAUCAGAUCGUCACAACAGGGUAGGGUCCAGGAAUCCAUAUGUGCUUAGGCCACAAAUACGGAGCGUAGGUAGGUAGGAAAGAGAUUGUAGUUGUAAUUCAACUUGAGUCAGACCUACUAAAAACACCACAGAACAUCUGAAAUGUCUUUAAAGCUGUGAUCAAGGGGCUUCAAAAAAAAAUGUCCUGCCCAGUGGUAUUUCAUAAUCAUUUAACCAAAGUCGUUAAACUGAUAACCAAGAGUACUCUGGACAUGUUUCUGAGGCAUUGCUUUGACAACCAGAGCUCACAAUGUCAGGUGACAAAAACUGGACAACAGUCUAAUAUACCAGGGUUCUCAUUAAAUAGUUUUUGUACUGCUUGUUUUUGCUUGCAGGUUAACUUACUUUAAUACAAUGUUAAUGAAUUCUAAAAAUUAUUUGUAAACUGUGAUGUUGGUUUCAAAAUGUCUUAUAAAUGCACUUUAUUUCAA